AUGGCUUUCCAGAUAUUGGAAAAAGUUGUAGUCUUUCUUAUCUUUUCCAACUGUGGCUUUACACGAGUUUUCCUGAGCCUAUACUUACCAGUCUUAGUUUUGACGGUUUCUGAGCCGUCAGAUGAGAUAAUCCUCGGAUUAUUCGCAGGUGGACACGUGUUGAUCGAGGAUAGGGUUAUCACGAGACCACGUGUUUCAGGAAAACCUGAAAUCAACCAAUGGGCAUUUGUUUUCAAUAUCUGCUUUUACAAUUUGGACUAUUAUAGAGGCUUGUGGCUUUCUUUUGCACGGGGAAUGAUCCUUUGCAAUGAAAAGUUCAAAUGCUUAACAAACGAGCUGUUAUCGAACACGAAGAACUCGAACGAGCUUUGUUCGCGAACGCCGGUUCAAAUAAUAGCCCUACAUAAAGAUAAGAUGUUCAAGAGAAGUGAGAAAAAGAUCAAAGCAGUCUUCAAGAUGCAAUUUCAGGCAACACAGGUGCCUCAGCUGAAAGCGAAAAAGCUGAUGAUAUCUCUAGUCCCGGUAGAUGUAGGAAAACCGACAGUCAGGCUAGCGAAAGUGCCGAUUGUCGAAGGAAUCUGCACAUGGGAAAGCCCGGUUUAUGAAACAGUGAAGUUAGUCCAGGAGAUCAAAACAGGACGAAUCAGAGAAAAAUUUUACUAUGUGAUUGUGUCUACAGGGUCGUCAAAAGCCGGCUUUUUGGGAGAGGUUUCGCUCGAUUUUGCAGAUCUAGCAGAGGCUACCAAACCAUUGAAUUUAACUCUGCCUUUACAGACGUCGAAAUCUGGUGCAAUAUUACAUGUCACAGUUCAGAGGAUGCAAGGAGGACCUGAUUCAAGACAUGAUGAUGAUAGUGAAGCACCAGAGGAUGAAUCAAAUGAUCAAAACAUGGGUUCCUACAGUUUUGACAAGAGAAACCCGAAAUCUUCUAAUAGUGAUGACUUGAGUGAAUCGUCAACUCCGCAUGACGAACAAAAUGGAAGCUUAGAAGAUGCUUUAUCAGAUUACAAUGAUGGUGAAGCAAGAGAUGGAGUAAGAGAAGCUUCGAAUAAUAAUACUUCAGGAAGGUUGACCAAUCAAAUGAAGAUAGUCGAGCGGAAGGCAGAACUUGCAGAGUUGGAAGUGCAAUCCCUACGCAAGCAUAUUAUGAAGGAAACACAAAGAGGGCAACAAUUGGCUGAGCAAAUUGUUCGUCUAAAAGAGGAAAAAGAUGCCCUCAGAGCAGAGUGUGAAAGAGUUAAAUCCUCAUCAGCAAUCAAGAAUGAGGAGGAAGCAUUUUCUGCUCCCACACAAAAAGAGAUUGGAAAUUUGAGAAGCUCGCUCGACAAUGUCAAGCAAGAGCUCCAACGUCAGAGAGAUUUGAAUAAGAAAUUGAAGUCACAACUGCAGAAAGCGGAAGAUUCAAAUUCAGAAUUUGUUCUUGCAAUGAGAGAUCUCAGCAAAAAAUUGGACCAGAAAAAUACGGAAAUAUCGCGACUCUCCAGCAAAAUUAAGUCCCUCGACAGUGGAUCAGACGCCUUCUUUGAAGCGUCACCCAGAACAAAUGGGAGCUUUAAUGAGGAUAGCAGAGGAUCAGAUGAUUCGGGCAGCAAACGUGGAAAUAUUGAUGAAUUAGAAAAGUUGAAGCAGAAAAUUGACGACCUCUAUUCCAAAAUAGAAGUUCACAAGAAAGAGAAAGCGGAGAUGCAAAUGGAUCUAGAGAGGCUUGCUCUGGAUUACGAAAAUUUAGAGAUGGAGAACAAGGACAUGAGCUCGAAAAUAGAGCAAGGCGAAAAGGAAAAGAUGGAAAUUCAGCAAAGUUAUACCGAAUCCUUGGCUACAGAGAGGACCCUUAAACAACAGGUAGCAAGCUUGGAGGCAGAAAACAAAAGGAAAUCACUUCAAUACUCCGAGUCUCUGGAUAUGAUUGACGAGCUCGAGUUCCAGGUCGAGAGCCUGCAGAAAGAGCUGGAAAAGCAGGCACAAGUUUUUGAGGACGGUCUUCAAGCAUUAACAGAAGCAAAAUAUGAGCAGGAACAAAAGGCCAUUAGAGCCGAGGAAGCUUUAAGAAAAGCUAGGUGGAGCAAUAAAAAUGUAACCGAGCGACUUCAGGAGGAAUUCACUCAGAUUUCUGCUGAGAUGUCGCUGAAAAUCGAGGAGAACGAGAUUCUAGCACAGGAAGCGGUUACAGAAGCUAAUGAUUUGCGCCAGAAGAAUGAAGUUCUAGAAGAAGAUCUCCAGAAAGCAAAAGAAGAACUUCGAAUAAUGAAAGACCAGUACGAAACAAUACUUCGAGAGCGCUCAGAGCAAAAUGAUUCAAUUGCUGGAAUCAGCAAACAGUCUGAAGCAAUGGAAGAACCAGAGACAUUCCAGAGGUGGAAAUUGGAGAAGGAUGAUCUGGAGAGGCGACUAGCUUCAGUGAGGAUAGAAGCAGAAAACUUGAUGCAGGAAAAUGAUUCCAUGAAGUCUCAGAUAGAUCUGAAAAAAACAAAAGAAGAUAACUUGCUUUUAGAAGUGAAAAAAUUAAGAGUCAAGAACAAUGAAGUCAGGAGUCUUAUGCUCGAAGUACAGUUGGAGAAUGAAGGCCUGAAGAAAGAGGUGUCCAAAUUACAGGAGAGCUUACACAAGCAGGAACAGGAAAAGGAGAGAGCUAUGAAACAACAUUCUAUUACUUCACCACUGAAGGAAAAGAGUAUUAAAUACAAUACCAAAGAAGAGCAGAACAGUGUGGAAAGAGAUUGCAUACAGGCGGUCCCUGCAAAUCAAUUGGAACAGGAGACUAUGCCAGCAGACCAUAUUGGAAAGUAUGCUUUAAACAAGAAUGAGCAGUCUGAAGGUAGUUGUGAUGGUUCCAGCUUGUUAAGCGAAGUAGCAUCCUUAAAGGAAAGAAACAAAAGCAUGGAAGACGAAUUGAAAGAAAUGCGUGAAAGAUAUUCAGAAAUAAGUCUCAGAUUUGCAGAGGUAGAAGGUGAAAGGCAACAACUUGUCAUGGCCGUUCGUAAUCUGAAAAGUGGAAAGAAAAACUAGCUGCAUGGAAAAUGUGUAACGCGAAAGACAUUACAGAGAAUUUAAGAGCAGCGAACAUGACCUGUACAUCAAUAAUUCAUAUCCCUAAUCAAUAAGCAUAUAAUUCUUUUUUUUUUUUUUCUAUCCAUGCCUCAGUAUAUUUUCACCAACAAUAGCAUCCUCAAUUUUGACAGCAUAGAUAUUGUUAAAGUUCCAGUUCAGGUUUGGAAAUCUGCAAAGAUUUAUUGUACAAGAAAAACCGAUAGGUUAUUGAAACAAAUGCAAGGGUAGAUAAACCAAGAAUCGGCACUCAUUAUCACUGCUU
Molecule: messenger RNA, 3310 nt
Organism: Striga asiatica
Lineage: Eukaryota; Viridiplantae; Streptophyta; Magnoliopsida; Lamiales; Orobanchaceae
Source: the annotation of a GenBank genome assembly